Messenger RNA from Condylura cristata (star-nosed mole), 2702 nucleotides. It is a transcript of the gene MOB1A, whose product is annotated as MOB kinase activator 1A. Gene Ontology annotation, biological process: hippo signaling; positive regulation of protein phosphorylation. Gene Ontology annotation, cellular component: cytoplasm; nucleus. The transcript is spliced from 6 exons. NCBI's taxonomy places the organism in Eukaryota, Metazoa, Chordata, Mammalia, Eulipotyphla, Talpidae. Gene Ontology annotation, molecular function: protein kinase activator activity. Bases 143 to 793 code for a protein of 216 amino acids. The record is from RefSeq and is a predicted model, not a curated record.
GUCGGCUCGGAACCGGGCUGGAGCAGCGGCGGCCGGGGCUUCCGCUCUUCGGGAGCUGAGGACCGUCGCUCCCUUUCAGCUCCCGAGCGGGCGCCCUCUUGAGCGCGGGGGGCCAGCGGCCCCUCUCCCCUAAAGACUGACGAUGAGCUUCCUCUUCAGCAGCCGCUCUUCUAAAACAUUCAAACCAAAGAAGAAUAUCCCUGAAGGGUCUCAUCAGUACGAACUCUUAAAACACGCAGAAGCAACUUUAGGUAGUGGGAAUCUGAGACAGGCUGUUAUGUUGCCAGAAGGAGAGGACCUCAAUGAAUGGAUUGCUGUUAACACUGUGGAUUUUUUCAACCAGAUCAAUAUGUUAUAUGGAACUAUUACAGAAUUCUGCACUGAAGCAAGCUGUUCAGUCAUGUCUGCAGGUCCACGGUAUGAAUAUCAUUGGGCAGAUGGUACUAAUAUUAAAAAGCCAAUCAAAUGUUCUGCACCAAAAUACAUUGACUAUUUGAUGACUUGGGUUCAGGAUCAACUUGAUGAUGAAACCCUUUUUCCAUCUAAGAUUGGUGUCCCAUUUCCCAAAAACUUCAUGUCUGUGGCAAAGACUAUUCUAAAACGUCUGUUCAGGGUAUAUGCCCAUAUUUAUCAUCAGCACUUUGAUUCUGUGAUGCAGCUGCAGGAGGAGGCCCACCUCAACACCUCCUUUAAGCACUUUAUUUUUUUUGUUCAGGAGUUUAAUCUGAUCGAUAGGCGUGAGUUGGCACCUCUUCAGGAAUUAAUUGAGAAGCUCGGCUCAAAAGACAGAUAAACGUUUCUUCUAGAACACAGUUACCCUCUUGCUUCAUCUACUGCUAGAACUAUCUCAUUACUAUCUGUUAUAGAUACAAACUUUAAAAAACAGUAUAAAGACACCUAUUGUCUGUGUGUACUGAUAAAAUUGUCUCAAAGGCAAGUUGGCCUAAUCUUCAUAGUGAGAAAUUAAGGACACAGCUGAAUUUGAGGUACUUUGUCACCACUUGUGUUAUUUCAGAGUCAUAUUUGGUUGUAAUAAGUGAUGACUAACUUAUAGCUUCUCAGUUUACUUAUUCAUAUACUGAAAUAAAUGAGUUAGUCUAUUUCAGGUGACAGCAAUAAUGGAUAUUUAAAAUUUCCACCAAUAAGUUAUUAACAGGUUUCCAGAACAAAUUUACACAGUCAGAUCAGUUUUACUAUGUUUCAUACAGAUAAUAGGUAUUUUAAAUUUUCCUUUAAGAUUUAGAACAUUUGUGUCACUUUGGUAACUUUUGAAUUUUAAGUUUGGAUGGUAGUGUUUCUAUAGAUAAGGUUGUAUGUAUACUUUUUCAAGAUCCAUGAUUGCAGCUUAAGUCAUCUUCUGAUUUUAUCUGAUAUGGGAAUAACCAAGGUUAUUUUUAAAUAACUUCCUUUUUUAAAUCUUUGGGUUUUUUUUUUAAUUCACAUUUGUACAUUUUUAGAAGUGUUUGUCUACCAUACAGUUUUUUCAAAGCAUCUAAGGGUGUUCUUAUAGAUUUUUAUUUUGAAUGCUUCAUUCAGAUUAAUUUUAUUAUGUAGUUUUAACGGAAAAGACUUUUCCCCAAAUUUAAGUAUCAAAACCACUAUUUCCAUUCACAUUGUUUUUCAGAGGCCUUAAAAUUCUGGAUAAGAGAAUGGAAGAAAGUACUUAAGAGUAUUUGAUUAUUUUGUCUUGAGUUUCCUUUUUGAAAAACAUUCUUGUUUUUAUUGUGACUUGAGACUAGUAGUGUAGAAUGCACAGACUUUAUCCCAAUAAGGAGAAAACUUCAGGAAAAACACAAUAAAAAAUCUUAAAGAUGUACACAUUUUAUAACAUAGCUUAAGAGAAGUGUGUUACCUGUGUGUGUUUGUGUGUGUGUGUGUGAGAGAGAGAGAGAGAGAGAGAGAGAGAGAGAGGAAACAAAAAUUGGGGAGAGUAAGUAAAAAUCUUCAUUUUGUUACUAGUUUAAAGAUGAAUUAAGCCCCCAAUAGGGGUUGUAUCCUGGUUUAAUUGUUUUUGUAUCAAAACUUGAAAUUCUUCUAUUGGGAUCAAAAAAAAAAAUCUUGCUCUUUACUCGAUCUAAUUUUCAUUUGUUUUCAAGGAUUUAGUAAAUUCUCGGUGACUAUUUAAAAUGUAUUGAGGCAUAAUUGUGCUGAAGACUUAACCAGAUUGGCAAAGCUUUAAAGUUCACCAGCAUUUUCUGUUUCAAAGAUGUUGGGUUUUUUUGUUUGUUUGUUUGUUUGUUUGUUUGUUUUUUAACAGAGACCUCACAAACUUCCUUGAUGACUUUGGUUAGGGUUAAAUUUGAUCUAUAUAUUUUUUAAUUUUACUAGAGUAUAAUGAAAAGAACUGCUUAGAAAUCAAACUUUUAUAGAAACUCAAAUGUCAGUAAUUUCUAAAAUAUAUACAGAAUUUUAGGGGAAAAUUAUGUUUAAUUGAGGAUGAAACAAUACAUCAUUGUGUAAAGAAUUAAAGAGUGAGAUUAAAAAAAAGAUUGAGAUCAUCACUUACAAAAAAAAGAGCUGUCCAAAACAUUCCACAGUCCAUGUUUAAGGUUAUCCACAGGUACUUGUCAGGUGUUCUGUAGGUUUAUAUUGAUUGUUUAUUAACAAGAAACCAGGUUUCUAGAUCCCACCUAAUAUGUGAUUGCCUCUCAAUUUUUAAAUCUUUUUGGCUUUUUUUAAAAAGUCUGAAAGGAAUGAAAUUA